Grus americana (Whooping crane) is the source of this 3144-nucleotide messenger RNA. RefSeq names its product lactamase beta 2 (gene LACTB2). Gene Ontology annotation, molecular function: RNA endonuclease activity; single-stranded RNA binding. The transcript has 8 exons. The record is from RefSeq and is a predicted model, not a curated record. NCBI's taxonomy places the organism in Eukaryota, Metazoa, Chordata, Aves, Gruiformes, Gruidae. Bases 29 to 946 code for a protein of 305 amino acids. Gene Ontology annotation, cellular component: mitochondrial matrix.
GGGGAAUUUGCGAGGCAUUGCUGUCAAGAUGGUGUCGCUGCUGCCGCGCAUUGAGCGGCUUUCGUCGCGGGUGGUGCGGGUGCUGGGCUGCAACCCGGGGCCCAUGACUCUGCAGGGCACGAACACCUACCUGGUGGGCACCGGGGCCAGAAGAGUCCUUAUUGACACUGGAGAGCCAGCUACUCCUGAAUAUAUUGGCUGUUUAAAGCAGGCACUGUCCGAGUUCAACAUCUCAAUCCAAGAAAUUUUAGUGACACACUGGCAUCGUGAUCAUACUGGUGGAAUACCUGAUAUCUGCAAAAACUUCCCUAAUGACUCUGAAUAUCGCAUCAGUAAGCUUCCUCGUGUCCCUGACCAUGAAGAAAUAAUAGAAGGAGGACAUAAAUACUUUUAUCUCAAAGAAGGAGAUGUGAUACAGACAGAGGGAGCCACACUCAGAGUUUUAUAUACACCUGGACACACUGAUGAUCAUAUGUCUUUACAUCUAGAAGAAGAAAAUGCUGUAUUUACUGGUGACUGUAUUUUAGGGGAAGGAACAACAGUAAUUGAAGACCUCUAUGAUUACAUGAAAACUUUGAAAAGGUUGUUACAAAUGAAACUAGAUUUAAUAUAUCCAGAGCUACAUCUCAGGAUUUUUUCUGACUUUGUUUCAUCUUCUUCAACUUGUCAUUGUCAUGGCCCAGUAGUACGUGAUGCAAAUGCUAGAAUCCAAGGCUACAUUUCUCACCGAAUGGCACGUGAACAGCAAAUUCUAAAUGUUUUCCAGAAGAAUGCUGGAAAAUCAUAUACAUCCUCGGAGCUUGUAAAGAUAGUGUACAAGGAGAUCCCUGAGAAUUUACUUCUAGCAGCAGAAAAUAACCUCCUUGUCCACUUGAGGAAGUUGGAAAAAGAAGGAAAAGUGUUACAUGAGACAUCUCCCAACUUCAGAUGGAGAAACAACUUAUAAGUUACGCAAGAUUGCUCAAGAAUAUUUUUAAUCAGCACAGUUGGCUGCAGGAAAAAUAUCAUGAUGAGCUCAGACGAUACGUAAAAUAAAAACUAAUUCUUUUUUUUUAAAGUGGCAAUACAAUUUUAAAGCAAUGUUACAGUCAGUUAACUAAUGAUUUUCAUAUUCUACUUUAGGGGAAUUUUAAAAAUAACCUGAUAGGUACCAAGUUAAUAAAAUGGAAUGCAUGUGAAGAACUGAAUGUUACCUCUGUUAUAAAAUACUUAGCUUUAUCAUUGGUGGCAGAAGACAAAUAGCGAGGUCUUACAAGCUUAAUAUUGCAAUAUCAUAAAACAAUAUUAUAAAUUUAAUAAAUCAGAUAUAUAAAAAAAUCUCUAGAAAAAAUAAUAGGAAAAAUGUUAUUCUAAACCUGUUUUCAUUUGCUUGUGCUUUUCAAAAACUGAUUUUCUAGUAAGUUAUCUGUACAUUCGAAAAACCACAUUAUUUUUGUUAACAGAUGUAAAUACUGGGGUUUAUACACCUUUUCUGACUUAGCUGCCUGUGCACGUCUUCGCUAGUUGCUCACUGCAGUAGGUUUUAACAAAGGCUGAAAGCAGUUCCAGACUUCUCUGUUUUCUGGUGGAAACACCAUUUCUAUGGAAUUCGUUCAAAGGAUUCAUUAAUUUUAACUAAUCGAUGUCAAAAAAUGCACAGAGUUGAAGCAGACUCUUAAAUUCUUUAUAAGAUUCUGCAAGAAUGUGAUCAAAAAGCUGUAUAAAUUGAAAUAUAUGUUAUGUACCAUAUGAAGUUAAGAUUGUCUAUCACUUUAUAACUAACAAGCUUCAAGUUUUGCUGUUAAAUCAAUUUAAACUACAAAUAUUUUAACUAAAGGUUGUAUUUGGUGGUAAGAUACUCUAUAGUGUGUCAAAGUGCAAUGUUUCAAGAUUAAACUGCAAGUUCAGUUCUCAGUAUAGCUUAAACUUACAGAAUAACAUAUAAAUAUUUGCAUUACUUUGUGUAUUCAAAGUAUAUGAAGUUUUUAUGAUUUAUGCACUCCUUUUAAUGCUGGCUCAACCUUAAAAAAAAAAAUCAGAUAUCAGAUAUUUCAAAGUACCAAAGACAAAUAUAUGUUCUUGAAAAUCCUUGGAAACCUUUCACCGUUCAAUCCUGUACCUUCAUUUGCAAAACAUGCACAUGUUUGGGUAUUUCAGGCAUGUCUUACUAAUUACUGUUAUUUUAUGAAGUUGAUGGCAUUUGUUCUGAUCAGCUGAGCCAAAUCCAGUACAAAAAUACUCCCAGGAACAGGAAUCCAAAAAUGAAAUCAUAUUCUGAAGUAGUAACCAGACCCCUGAACAGGGGAAAUAAUAACUUUCUGCUCUAUGAAAUGAUGCUGCGUGCAGACUUCAUUGAUCUGAUAUUUGGCCACUCUUGCUCACUUUUAACUUCCUCCGCAGUGUCAUUUUGGGGUGUUUUUCAGGUCUCCUAGUUUUUCUUACUUUUAUAUUUUCUGUUUAUUUGCAUUUUUCCAUUUCAGCCACUUUUUUUCCCUCCUCCCACAAACUUUAUUUUUUUCAAUUCCUUUUGGAUUGUUUCUGUCUUCAUAAUUACUCAGCAGCUUUCACAUGGACUUCUUGCUAUUAGUAAUUACUGUUUUCCUGUAGCUAUUUCAUGAAUUUAUAGUUACCUUUUCCGUUGUUAGGACUUAAAAGGCAAUUAUCACUGUUUUCUUUUUUUAAAACUUAAUUCAUAUGCUCCAAACGAUGUCAUUUUGCUCAGGAAAACAGAAAGAUCAGAGAAAUGGCAUAGUUCUCUGUCAUGAGGUCUGAGAACCUAAGCCAGCAGGAAACUGGUAUGAAGAAGUGAUGUCUCAUUACCUUUCUGAGCUAAAGAAAAAAUCUGCUGGCAGGCAAAAUGUCACAUUUUCUUCUGUUUUACUAUACUUUUUUUUUUUUUAAACACACAGAAAUGGCUUUAGAAAUCAGUUAAAGUAGUGCUGGAACUUGCAGGCAGCGAAGAAAGCAAGAAGGUACAAAUCAGAGAAUUCAAUGUUCUUGUGCUGUGCUGCAGCAAACACCUGACAUUCUCAAAAAAUGAGGGAAAUUGCAGUUUAACCAGACUUGUCAUUAAUGAUUGUGUAUGGUGUCUCUGAAAUAUUAAAAGCAGAGAUUGCACUGUUACUAAGAUGUAUAUACAUUAAAGGAUACUUGUAUCAGCUAUGA